Molecule: messenger RNA, 924 nt
Organism: Racocetra fulgida
Lineage: Eukaryota; Fungi; Glomeromycota; Glomeromycetes; Diversisporales; Gigasporaceae
Source: the annotation of a GenBank genome assembly
AUGUCAAUCCAACAAAUGCCCGAUAAUGUAAUCUUGUUUUAUAGGGAAGAUGAUAUUCAUUAUCAAGGAGAAAAAGAUUAUUAUGGAUUUACUAACUUUUCUUCUCAUAAGAUAACUACGAGGGGCGAACAUCUUUUUAAUGCAAUGAAAUUUACCCAAGAAGGGAAUGUAAAUGAAGAACUGAUUAAAGAAGUUUAUAACCAGCCUGAUCCGAUGAAAGCCAAAAAUUUCGCGGGAAGUAAAAAUGGCAAAAUAUUAAUGGAGGUAAGAGAUGAGUUGUCAAUAAAUCAACCAAAACCCGAUCCAAAUUCGUCGCCCCAAGGCCCACCCGUUGACCCUUCGCAGCCAACUUCUCCUGAUGGCGAUCCCAACUCACCAAAUCCUAACUCAAAUUCUCCAAAUCCGCCUAGUGAUAAUAACAAAUCUCCCAAUCAAGAGGAACAAAAUAACCCUAAUGAUAAUGGCCCAACUCCUAAUCCGCCGACUAAUGGCGAUAACCAUGACCCCGAAAAAAAUAAUGAUUCUCCACUGCCGAACUCAGAUGCUGAUAUUCCGCAGAUUGACAUGUCCGGAAUAAAUAACGCAGCAACUACCGAGCAAGCCCAACAAGAAGCCCGCACACAAAUCCAAAAAUUAUUCACUCAAAGUAAAGUUAAUCCCAGCGAUUUAGACCCUGAAGAAUAUUUGCAAGGAUUAACCACUAACCAGGAAAUAGCCGAUUUUGUCCAAGAAAUGGCAAAAAAAAUCGGUGAAAAACAGUUAGCCAACCAAAACAAAAAUAAUAAUUAUUCCUCUACUUCUCCUAACAAAAACGAAAUCUUAGCCUGGUCGAUCGGUGGCGGGAUGGGUUUGGUAAUACUAAUUUUUGCCCUUCUUAUUUUUCGCCAAAAAAGAAUUAAAAAAAAAUUAUUAAAAAGGGGCUAG